Molecule: messenger RNA, 3277 nt
Organism: Sesamum indicum (sesame)
Lineage: Eukaryota; Viridiplantae; Streptophyta; Magnoliopsida; Lamiales; Pedaliaceae
Biological process (GO): protein phosphorylation
Molecular function (GO): ATP binding; protein kinase activity; receptor serine/threonine kinase binding
Source: RefSeq, a predicted model, not a curated record
UUGAGGUCAAGUCACUUCUUUGAUGGAUUCUGUAAUUUCUUAUUGUGUUUGAGAGAGAAAUAUUGACUGGCUAUAUUUUAUGCUGAUUAAUAGGUAAUCAUCUAAGAAUUUGCUUAAAGUUCAGCUAAGGGGUGCAUAAGUAUAUGCAUGAUCCUUCAAAAAAACCAAGCACGAUAUUAGUCCAGUUUGUACCGAAAACUAUGAUAAAACUUUCAAUGAUAAAUCCCUGUAUGAUUUUAUUGUUCUUCUUCUACUUUGCCACUACUCCAGCUACAUGCUCAAACAACGAAACUGACUUACAAGCACUGCUGGCCUUCAAGAGAUCCAUAGAUGAUGAUCCAACCGGUGUCUUGAACUCAUGGAAUGAAACACUUCAUUUUUGUAGCUGGAAAGGCAUUUUGUGCAGCAAAAGACAUCAAAACAGAGUCGUGUCAAUUAAUCUCAUGUCCCAAGGCCUGGUGGGAACCCUUUCGCCUCAUUUAGGUAAUCUUUCUUUCCUCAGAACCAUCAUUCUACAGAACAACAGCUUCCACGGCUUCAUCCCGGAAGAAAUUGGUCGAUUGAGGAGGCUUGAGUUGAUUGAAUUUAGUAACAACUCUUUUGGUGGUGAGAUCCCAAGAAACCUGUCAAACUGUAGGAAUCUUUACUACCUGAAUUUGAUUGACAACAACCUCACAGGAAGUAUAAUCCCUGAGAUAGGUUCUCUUGUCAAACUUGAAGCUCUAGGCUUAACAAGAAACAGGGUUUCAGGGACUAUCCCAUCAUUCAUAGGAAACCUCAGCAGCCUAGUUCAACUUUCUUUAGCAAGCUGCAACUUGCAAGGACUAAUUCCAGAAUCACUUGUCCAACUUCAAAGACUGCAGUUGCUAAAUUUAGUUGAAAAUCACUUGACUGGUGAGAUUCCUUAUGCCCUGUAUAACAUUUCCAGUAUCACUAUUUUUUCAGUGCGUUCAAAUCGACUCCAAGGAAACAUACCUUCUGAUGUAUGCUUUACACUGCCAAAUAUGAGGACCCUUGAUUUGGGAGACAAUCAUUUUACUGGAGUACUUCCACCUUCACUGUCGAAUUCUUCCUCGCUUGAAAGAAUAAAUCUGGCCUUAAACAACUUCACAGGGGAAAUAAUUAAGGAUUUUAAAAGGCUCUCAGCUCUUCGAUACUUGUUUGUUUCAUCUAACCAUUUGGAAGGAGAUUUAAGUUUCAUUUCAUCCAUGAUAAAUUGCACUAGCCUUAAAACUCUUUUACUCUUUGAUAAUCUAUUGACUGGUUCAUUGCCAGAUUCCAUUCGCAAUCUCUCAAGUCACUUGAGUUACCUGUCUAUUGCUCAAAAUCAGUUGCAUGGAAGAAUUCCUCCUAGUAUAGGUGACCUUUUGAGUCUCACUCGCAUAAAUUUUGCAUAUAAUGAUCUUGAAGGUCCUAUUCCUUUUUCUAUUGGUAAACUAUAUAAGUUGCAAGAAAUUUACCUUGGAGCAAACAGAUUGACAGAUGAGCUACCGUUUUCAUUCGGUAACUUGACUUUGUUGAACCAUCUAUACUUGAGGCAAAAUAAUUUCCUUGGGAAUAUACCUCGUAGUCUUAGCAACUGUAGCAACUUGCUAACCUUAGACCUUUCACUUAACAAUCUCGAUGGUCCAAUACCUCCAGAAAUUGUGAGCCUGUCCUCCAUUUCAAUUACCUUUAACCUAGCCUACAACAUCUUCACGGGUCCUAUUCCAUUAGAAGUUGGGUCUUUGAGAAAUCUUGCAAACCUAGACUUGUCUCACAAUAGAUUAUCAGGGUUCAUUCCAAACUCUUUGAGCAGCUGUGUAAGGCUGGAAAGGCUUCACUUGGAUAACAAUGCUCUUAAUGGAGAAAUACCUGAUGGAUUAACUGCUUUGAGGGGUUUGCAAGUAUUGGAUCUCUCACAAAAUAACUUAUCAGGGCUGAUUCCAAGAUUUCUAAGUGAGCUGCCUCUGCUAAAGUUGAAUCUGUCUUUCAAUAGGCUGCAAGGAGAAGUCCCUACUCUAGGAGUGUUUCAAAAUGGAAGUGCAAUCUCACUUGUAGGAAACAGUGGCUUGUGUGGAGGUAUUGUGCACUUAAAGCUUCCUCCUUGCUCACCAGAACAUUCCGAAAAGAAACACUUUCCAACUGCAUGGAAAAUCUUGAUCCCAUUAUUGGGAGCUGGAGCCAUAUGCCUUAUACUUUCUGCAUGCUUCAUCCACGGGCAACGAAUAUCACAAAAGAUUCAAUUUCCAGUGCCCGCAAUUGGGACCGAGUUUUUGAGGCUAUCUUAUGCAGAUCUCCUAAAAGCCACAGGUGGAUUCUCGGAGGCCAAUUUACUUGGGGCUGGCAGAUUUGGAUCUGUUUACAAAGGACUUCUCAAUGAUGAACAAACACCGGUGGCAGUCAAGGUGCUUAAUCUUGACAUGAAAGGAGCUUCUAACAGCUUUAUAUCAGAAUGCAAUGCAUUAAGGGGCAUAAGACACAGAAACCUUCUGAAAAUACUGAGUAUUUGUCCUAGCACAGAUUUCCAAGGUAAUGAUUUUAAGGCAUUGGUUUAUGAAUAUAUGGCCAACGGGAGCUUGGAGAAGUGGCUGCACCAAACUUCAGAUGAAGCAAGCAGAAAUCUUAGCACAAUUCAGAGACUCAACAUUGCCAUUGACAUUGCAUCUGCACUCGACUAUCUGCAUUUUGGUACAGACUCAACAAUCGUUCAUGGCGAUUUGAAGCCGAGUAACAUUCUUUUAGAUGAAAGUAUGACUGCCCUUUUGGGAGAUUUUGGAUUGGCAAGAGUGGUUUCCAGUAUGUUCUCAAGGCAUGAAAGCAGUUCUCUUGCAAUAAAGGGUACCAUAGGCUAUAUUGCUCCUGAGUAUGGCACGAGCAAUAUGGUUUCAACAUCCGGGGACGUAUACAGUUUUGGGAUUUUUCUAUUGGAGAUGUUCACAAACAGAAGGCCGACGGACGGUGAACUUUCAAGUCACUCAAGUCUUCAUGAUUUUGUGAGCAGAGCAUUGCCAAGCCAAGUGACAGAAGUUUUAGAUCCAUUUAUUGUACAUGAAUACAAGCACAGUAUGGAUAGCAUAAUCAAGAACUGCAUGGUUUCUGUUUUGGGAAUUGGAGUGGCGUGUUCAAAACAACUGCCGGGAGAUCGAAUGUCGAUGAUGGAUGUUGUUAAUGAAUUGCAUAAGAUCAAAAACGCUUGCAUGGUCCAAUGAUUUUGCUAAAAUUUUAUUGGGAAAUAUUUUUCUUUAUCUUAUAUGAGAAACAAUAAAAAUAUUGGAGUCGUUUUCUUAUUUCCUAU